AUAAAAUCUGCUAUCAUAUUAGUCAUUGAAGAGAGAGAAAAAAAGAAAAUGGAAAAUAUCACAGCAAGUGAAAUUGCAGGUUUAGGGGUUGGUGCUUUCCUCCUUUGUGCCACUAUUGCUGCCCCUAAAGUUGAUGCCUUCAUCUCCUCUUCCCAAAGAAGUUCAUUGAAGAUGUGCAGGAGAUGUGGGGAUGUAAAGCUGAUACCUUGCAAAAAAUGUAAAGGAUCCGGAUUAGUUAAACCGGGUGGAUUAUUUGGACUGAGUAAUCCAAUGGGUGAUUUAGUUUCGGAUCGAUUCGAAUCCAAUCAGAGUUCAAUACCCUGUGUUAAUUGUGGAGCUAAGGGUCAUUUUCAUUGCCCUCAAUGUUACCAAGCUUUUACUGAAUCACAAUAAGAUUAUUAUUAAUGUAAA
Messenger RNA from Chenopodium quinoa (quinoa), 411 nucleotides. RefSeq lists its product as uncharacterized. The record is from RefSeq and is a predicted model, not a curated record. Lineage: Eukaryota; Viridiplantae; Streptophyta; Magnoliopsida; Caryophyllales; Amaranthaceae. Bases 49 to 393 code for a protein of 114 amino acids. The transcript has 2 exons.